AUGUCGGACACUAUCAAGCAAGAGGGAGGUGAACUCCAACAUCAUGAGGAGCCCAUCAUUCACCACUCCAAUGCCCAAAAGUCCGAGUUCAUCAAUGAGGCAAAGGAAGGUGCCGAGCUGGAAAAACAAAUGUCACUCGGCCGAGCUUUGAAACUAUACCCCAAAGCUGCAUUAUGGUCUAUCGUUCUAUCAACCGCUCUCGUGAUGGAGGGAUACGACACUCUUCUGUUGGCCAAUUUCUACGCACUGCCAACAUUCAGCAAGAAAUAUGGCGAACUCAACCCGAAGACUGGGAAAUACAAUAUCUCAGCGCCUUGGCGAUCUGGUUUAUCCGAUGGUGCAGCUGUCGGUGAAAUCAUUGGUCUGUUCUUGACUGGUCUUAUUUCGGAGCGUAUCGGUUAUCGAAAGACUAUUCUUGGGGCUCUGGUUAUGAUCACCGGAUUCAUCUUUAUCACUUUCUUCGCCGUGGAUAUCAAGAUGCUUCUGGUUGGCGAGAUUCUUUGUGGUUUACCGUGGGGCGUGUUCCAAACCAUCACGACUGCGUAUGCUUCAGAGGUGUGCCCCGUUGGUCUUCGUGCAUACCUUACAACAUACAACAACCUGUGCUGGGUAAUCGGUCACUUCAUCGCUUCUGGAGUACUCCGCGGAAUGGUCAACAAUACCACAUCCGACGCCUACCGCAUUCCCUUCGGAAUCCAGUGGAUGUGGCCACCACUCCUAAUUGUCGGCGUCUAUUUCGCACCUGAGUCUCCAUGGUGGCUAGUCCGCAAGGGUCGAAUCGAAGAAGCGAAAAAGUCAUUGCUGAGACUCACAACGACAACCGACCCAGACUUUGACGCCGACAAAACCAUUGCUAUGAUGGAACACACCAAUCAACUCGAACAGGAGAUUUCUUCGGGAUCGAGCUACCUGGACUGCUUCAAGGGCGUGGAUCUCCGUCGAACUGAGAUCUGCACUGCUGCUUGGGUAGCGCAGAGUAUCUGUGGAUCAACAUUUAUUGGUUACUCAACGACAUUCUACGAACAAGCCGGUCUUCCUAUCGUGGACGCAUUCGACAUGUCGAUGGGUCUUUACGCCAUCGCAGCCGUUGGAACUCUUUUGUCAUGGUGGGUGAUGACAUUCGUGGGCCGACGAAGGAUCUACCUCGUCGGAACAGCGACAAUGUGUGUGAUUCUCUUCAUUGUCGGUAUGCUUGGCAUUGCACCGAAGAGUAACAAAUCUGUUUCAUGGGCUGUCGGUUCCAUGAUUCUCGUUUUCGCCUUUGUAUAUGACUCUACCGUUGGUCCUGUAUGCUACUCUCUCGUCGCGGAGAUGUCGUCGACAAGGCUACGAGCGAAGACGAUUGUGAUUGCGCGGAACUUUUAUAAUAUCGCCGGACUUGUGACGAAUGUGCUGAUCAAUUAUCAGUUGACUCCUACAGCGUGGGACUGGGGUGCAAAGGCGGGCUUCUUUUGGCUUGGAACGUGCUUUUUGUGUUUUGUUUGGACUUUUUUCCGAUUGCCUGAGCCGAAGGGGAGAAGUUAUAGUGAACUUGAUAUUCUGUUUGAGCAAAAGAUUCCUGCUCGUCGGUUCAAGCAUACUAAGGUCGAUCCUUAUCAGACGGGGCAUGUUGCGGUUAUUGAAAGCAGAGGGAAGGAAGACGUUGUUUGA
This is a messenger RNA of Penicillium subrubescens, 1650 nucleotides long. RefSeq lists its product as uncharacterized. The record is from RefSeq and is a predicted model, not a curated record. Gene Ontology annotation, biological process: carbohydrate transport; transmembrane transport. The coding region runs from base 1 to 1650 and encodes 549 amino acids. The transcript has a single exon. Gene Ontology annotation, cellular component: membrane. Lineage: Eukaryota; Fungi; Ascomycota; Eurotiomycetes; Eurotiales; Aspergillaceae. Gene Ontology annotation, molecular function: carbohydrate:proton symporter activity.